UUAGCUGGUUAAAGAAAAAGGUUGUGGGGCAAUUUAGAAAAUUGGCACAAUUAGAAGGGGUCAACGUCCAAUAAACCCCUUUUCCUUGUCUGAUUAAACUACUGUAAACCAAACCCUACGCGCAAAGAAAAGCGUUCAGGAACUAUUUCUCUCACCUGAUUGAUUCGUGUUAUCCAGUCCCCAAACUUGAGCGUCAGAAAUUAGGGCAGUGCGCUUUCUCCCCGUCUCGGAAGGUUGCGGGCAAUUCUCCUCUACCUUUACUAACUGAGUUUCUAUUUCUGACUCACUGAGUUUCCAACUGGUUCCUCCAACCCAGCCUAAAAUCGUCCCACGCACCGAUGAAGAACGGUCUCGAGGUGUUCGACUUCAAAGAGGAAGACGAGAUUUCGGAAUUGGUAGCUGAUAAAUACUUGAGCAAAUUGAAAAACCCUAAUUUCGAUGACUCCGCAAGUCUUAAAUAUCAGUUUCUCGAAUGUGUUGCCCAUGGUGCUGCUAUUCAGAGAAAGGAAAUGGACAACAUUCCUUGGGUAGAUGUUGAUGCAAUUGAUGGCAAUUGUAGUUGUGAUGGUGCUACUCCAGCUGUCCCACUGGGUAGUGAAAAGGAAUUUGUCAUAAAGGAAGGAAAUGCUGAGCCGGAUGCUUCCCCAGAUUCAAAGUCUACUCGUUCUGAACAACAGGCAGACUUAGAAAAAGAUAGCCAUGAGCAUAGAAGUAGCUGUUCUGAAUUGGAUUUGGGAGAUUCAUGUGCUGAAGUACCUUCACCUGGGAAUAGACAAUUAAACUGUGCCCUUUCUAAUUCUCCAUUAACUAAUGAACCAGUUGAUCUUGCUUCAAAUUCUAAUGAAAGCAUGAGUCAAAUAUCCCCAUCAAGUCUUGCUUCAGAUGUAGUAGAGGAUGAUGUUUCUUUGAAUGGCAACGGGACCGAUCAUUUCUUUGGCAAUACGCCUGUGGAUAACAUAGACAGGACAAUUAUUAUAUGUUCUGAUUAUGUUCUAUAUCAAGAUAAUUAUUACACAGGGGCGUCAGUCAUUUUCUCUCCUAGUGGCAUCAAAAUUGAGGGGUCAAUUGUGAGUGAACACCGAGGGGCCUUUAGUUUCGAAAGGGGAAUUGAUGAUAUUAUUAAUAUUGAUAGUCAGGGGUUUGAAAGGGUUGGAUAUGUGACAGUCAAUCUGAAAGUACUAACAAAGGUUGCAGUAGAGGCUGAGAAUGCAUGUGGUCCUGCAGUCGUUGAGGAGUUAAAGUUUGCGGUUCUUGACCCCAGAUGGUCUGAGAAACAGGAAGCAAUCACUUCAUUAAAUUCUAAAUACCUGGCCAUAUGGAAUAUUGUGCUUGAUCCACUUACAGGAAUAGAUGGAGAUGAUUCACUUGUACAAAAGUCUUAUUUUGCCAAUUUUGAUGAGCCUUUUAAGGAGGUUAUAUAUCCAAAAGGCGAUUUUGAUGCAGUUUCCAUUAGCAAGAGAGAUGUUGAUCUUUUACAACCAGAGACAUUCAUCAAUGAUACGAUCAUUGACUUCUACAUCAAGUAUCUGAAGAAUCAGAUUCAACCAGAGGAAAGUCAGAGAUUGCAUUUUUUUAACAGUUUUUUCUUUCGGAAACUUGCUGAUCUUGACAAAGAUCCAUCCAGUAUUUCAGAUGGCAAGGCAGCUUUCCUCCGUGUUCAUAAAUGGACAAAGAAAUUCGAUAUGUUUGGAAAAGAUUACAUCUUUAUUCCUGUAAAUUUCAACCUUCAUUGGAGUUUGAUAGUCAUAUGUCAUCCUGGUGAAGUGGCUGGUUUUAAAGAUGAAGAGUUGGACCAGUCAUCCAAAGUACCAUGCAUACUGCAUAUGGAUUCUAUCAGAGGAAAUCAUGCAGGUCUCAAAAAUCUUGUCCAAAGUUACCUAUGGGAAGAGUGGAAAGAGAGGCACAAGGAGACAUCUGAAGAUCUUUCUUCAAAAUUCUUGAAUCUGCGGUUUGUCUCACUCGAGCUGCCACAGCAGGAGAAUUCAUUUGAUUGCGGUCUGUUCUUACUCCACUAUCUGGAGCUCUUUUUAGCUGAAGCCCCUCCUAACUUCAAUCCAUUCAAAAUAACCAAGUUCUCUAACUUUCUUACUUUGGGUUGGUUUCCACCUGCUGAGGCAUCUCUAAAGCGCACUCUUAUCCAGAAGUUAAUUUUUGAACUCCUAGAGAUUCGGUCUCGGGAAAUCAGUUCAUCUGAUUGCAGUGAUGAACAUCAAUCGACUAAAUCUCCUGAAAAGAUUGAAAAUGAAAAUGGUGUGGAGUUUAUUUCAGAGAGUUUCAGCCCACAAGUAGCUUGUCAUGGGAAUUUAGAUUCCCAAGCGUGCCGAGGGAUUGAAAUGACUUUGUUAGCAUCAUCUUCUAUGAGAAAUAUGGAGAGUGUUAAUGAUUCCGGCUUGGUUCUUAGGGAGUUCUUUGAGCCAGGAGUUACAACAGGAUCUUUGCUUGGACAAUUUCAGUCUUUUGGCCAGCAGCCAUCAUAUUACAAUCUGAAUGGGGCUAUAUCACCAAGAGAGCAAGAAGAUGUGCAAACCGGUCAACAGUUUCUUUAUUUAGCUUCUGGAGAAACUGGUUUUCCGCAAUUUGCUGGAAUCACACCUGAAGCCUGUGAAGUUCCAUAUUCAUCGAGAGGUUUUGUCAUGGGCAGUUCAUGGAAUCCUGGAAUUUCCAUGCAAGGGGAGCAUGAAGUUGACGGAUCACUUGAAACAUCUUGUGCCUCUGAUGAUAAUGAUGACGGUGAUGAUGACGAUGAUGUUGGGAUCAUUGAAAAUAACUCCAUUGAGGAUAAUGUAGAUCCAAUUGAAGAACUGGAUACAGAUCAGGAACGAUCUCAGUUGGUGGAAAAUGUUGAGCGUCUGAAGAAAGGUUUCACACCUGCCUCCAUUGGGGUGCUGGAGACUUCUAUUGCUGAAGUUUCUGGAGCUUCUGAGGACACUAACAAGAUUCACAAUAGCACUAAGGAUGCAGACCUUCCUUCCGAAGAUAAUUUGCCCAUAUUGUUCCAUAAAAAUCCUGGUGGAGCAGUGAACCAAUUGGAUCAGGAUCCUGAACUUGUUGAAACGAAUGUUGAAAUGGUUGAGAACAAGGAGGCUGGAGUUGAUGAUGUGCAAAUGAUUGGUGACCUUCCAUCCCAAGAUAAUUCAGUUGCAUCAUUGCAUCAAAAUCCCAUUAUGAUGUUGAACCAGUUGGAUCUGGAUUCUGAACUGGUUGAAAAGGAGGCUAGAGGUGAUGAUGUGCAAAUGAUCGGUGAUGCCCUUCCAUCUGAAGAUAAUUCAACUGUAUCGUCACAUCAAAAUCCCAGUAUGGUGUUGAACCAUUUGGAUCAGGAUUUUGAAUUGGUUGAAAACAAGAAGGCUAGAGGUGAUUCCAUAGGCGAAGAUGUGAAAAUGAUUGGUGAUGACCUUCCCUCUGAAGAUAAUUCAACUGUACAGUCGCAUCAAAAUCCAGGUAUGGCUGUGAACCAAUUGGAUCAGGAUUCUGAAGUUGUUCAAAACAAGGAGACCAUUGGUGAUGAUGUGCAACUAACCAGUGACGACCAAACGUCCGAAUUAGCUGGACAACCAGCUUCAAAAAGGAUACGGCUUACGCCUUCCCUUGAGUAGAAAGUGAACUCAUUGGAAGCCUGCCAAAGGGGCCAUUUGUUUUACUACGAGGAUGGGGCAGUAGGAGAAUUGUUUUGA
Messenger RNA from Durio zibethinus, 3674 nucleotides. Lineage: Eukaryota; Viridiplantae; Streptophyta; Magnoliopsida; Malvales; Malvaceae. The record is from RefSeq and is a predicted model, not a curated record.